GAGAAGACGCAGGAGUAGGUGGUUUCUGAGGCAGACUUGUUUUGCCGGUGAAAGGGAAUUAGUGAAGUGGCCCCUCCCUUCCCCACGGUGGUGUCAACACCUCUAAUUUUUUGUUUUUCCCUCAAGUCACUGAUGUUUCUCUUCCCUAGAGCAGUUCAAUGGGUAGGAACGUAGCGAGGGCAUUGGCAGCUUUUGCCUCUGCAUCAUCCAGCCCUGCUGAGAGGCACUUGACACAUAACAGUGGUAAAAAUGCUGGCAGAGGUACGGCCCUGCUCACGCUGGCUCUGCUAUUGCUCCUGCCGCCAGACAGAGGGAAACUGUACACCUCGGAGUCUGGGGUUAGAGAAGUCAAAGAGAUUGUGAAUCCUCAGAGGUGCAUGUGUUGCCACUGGCUGGCUUUCCAGCGACAGGGGCUUGAGCUGCUCUCUGACAAGGCAGCAAAUCCGGAGCUGCCAUGCUGGAGAUUGCGCUGAUAGGCUCUGUGCAAUCAGGCUCGUUGAGUUGCUGCAGCUCUUCUGUGCGCCAAGUGGUAUUUCUCUUUUGGAUGGCUGUGGUGUUAAACGCUUCAGCAAUAGAGGCUUUGUUGUGGUCUCUGCAGCAUUGCUUUUGCCUUGGCUAGCAGCAGUCUUUUUGUUGAAUUAAUGCUUUCCCCGGAGUUGGCUUUAGGAGCAUGUGUGGGCAUGCGUGUGUGCGCCUUUACUUGUGCAUGUCCAUUGAACACCGCUGUGAACAGGCUCUUCUGGUAGGCGCAGCGCUUGCCCAAACUGGUCGUUCGUGUGUGCCAGAACAAUGAGCUUUUCCUCACUUUUGGGAAUGCUGGCCACUGUUGUGGGCUUUUAAAAAUGCUUGAGUGAAAUUAAUAGCCAUUUGCCAGUUACAGUCAGAAACCAGCGUGAAUUUACCCCAAUCCUGUAUUUAGUUUCAGGACAURUCAGCAUUCGCUGCAUCAAAGGAAAGACCAAGCCAUAUGGAUCCUGACCAGUCAGUGCUGCAGUGGGGUUACAACUGGCCAGGCAGUUUCCUCCUCAUCAUGCUGCAGGGACUGGCUCACAUGCACCAGUGUACUGUGUAAUGCAUGAGUGAAGGUCAUACAUUGACCUGUUCCUUUGGAGCUUUGUAAUUUAUUUCCUUUGACACAGGUAUCCUGGUUAGUUCCCCCUAAGUUUUGGGGCGAUGAGUUCAGUCCUGCUACAGGYUGGUAAUAGCAACUCCGCAGCUUUUCCUCAUCUUCCCCCCAUUUAUGUCUCCAGGGUUAAAACUCAGUUCAGAAUCCCCAGACCAAAUUGAAUUAGAAUUUAACAUUCAAAGAUUCAGGCUCCCUUUAGGCUCUAAGGAACAGAAUGUCAUCCUGUCUCACAGUUAAUAGCUGCUGGGUAGUCGUUUCAAAGCCAUUUCUUUUCAGUGAGCUCUACCAUAGCAAAUCCCAGCAGUGAAUGUAUUCCUGGCCUGGCUGUGCCUUUAAUCCCACAGCUGAGUUUUACGUGUGAUCUUUCUUGAAACGCUAGAUUUUUUUUUUUAUUAUUCCAGACAGUGAUAUUUCUAGGACUUGGCAUUUCGAGUGGCAAGUGUUGUUUAUAGGAARAAAACAGAAAGGACAGAUGGACGAUGUUGACCUAACAGCCCUACAAACCUACCGCACUUAAUCCACUUAUCACUCUGAAUUCCUGAAGCAGAUAAAUGCUGAUAACAGUUAAAACACAUCACUGGCAGGAGCAGCAUGUUCUGUCCUCCAGAAAUACAUCAGUGCUGGAAAUUGCAAAGCUGUGUGCUACCAUGGGGAUGAGCGUGAUAUAAGAGCAGAGGAAGCCCUCAUUGUUCAGCAAAGUUCUUCCACAGGAGGGUAGUGAGCCUCUGCUUCCUUCUAUCUCCCUGUCCCUCCCUGGUACCUUGAGAUACCGCUCAGGCCUGAGAAAUGCAUACAAACACUGUUGUGACCCCAGAGCCACAGCUGCCUGAUCUGUGCCUCGAUAUCUGAAAUAGCAAGWAGGCCCCAAGUGUCUUGUUACUGCUUUUGAUUGUCCUUGCUGCUCAGCAUUAAGACUUGUGAGGAGUGAUUUCCAGCUGAGACCAGCCUCSUGCAGCUCACAUCAGUGUGUCUUUGGGAGAGGAGUUGAUUUUGGCUAAUCUGAGCUAAACCUUCCCUGGAGGAGUGCAGCUGCUGUACCAGCCUUGCAGAGCCACACAAAGCCACUUGCUCCUCUCUCCAUCUGUCAGGGCUCUSAGCAAGGUACUGGAGCUGUCCCUGKGCUCAGGGGGCUGCAGUGGCCGCAGCUGCAUGCCUCUCCCUGUGUCAAGACCCCCUCCUCCUGGGGACCUGUCCCAGGMUGAGCAGGAGGGAAAAUGCUGUAAGCCAAAGGUUGUCUGGAAUAAACCUUGUUCCUACGAAGUCUGGAGGGAUAAAACAACUGAUAGUGCUUUUGAAUACRUGAAGUUUACAAGCUCAUCUGCUGMCUUAGGUCUUUCUCCACGUGGCCAUACCCCACCAGUCUGCAGCACAGUACCCCGUGUGAGUGGGCACCCUUGAAGUUGCAGCAAGUGUCACUAUGCAAUUGUCUUACAAGAAGUGAGAAAGGAGGAAGCUGCCUAGAGAGAAGUGAAGACCUCUCAGACAUGGGAGUUUUUAUGAGUCAGAUGCUGUUCAGCUGUUGCAUUGCAGAUGUCUUAGCUAAAAACAAGCUUUCGUUGAAAAUCAAAGACUCUUUGUGAGUAUAGGCGGCAGGAGCCUCCCACAAAACGUGGUUUUUCUUCUUCAAAGGGCUCUCCUCAGAUUUGCCUACAAUAGAUUACUUAAAGCUUGCCUGCAUUGCGAAGCUGAUUCAGAGCCAGCAUGGUGUAGAUCGAAAACAGCCCAGCUGUUUGGGGUGAAUUGCUGUCUGGUUGUCCUCACUUUGUGAAUAUGAGUGCCUUCCUCUGAAGGGACCUAGUGGAGAAGUUGGCUGUGGAGGGACAUUUUGUAGAGUCAGGGGUGCAGUAGAGCCAUUGCUCUGUACUGACUACUAAUGUGCAUACUGGUUUUCUGUGUUGAAGGCAAAACAGGUGGUUCCACCCUUGCGUUUUCAUGUCACUGGAAGGUGACAUGUCACUGGAAGGUGGUGAAGUUAGUUUUAAAUGCCUGCAAUAUUUUAUGGUCAUCAGGAGGCAAAGCUCUGUGUGUUAAAGUGCUUACAGUCUAAUCUUGGACACCUGCUGGUAGGUCUAACACCAUCAUUAUAGUACAGAGAAAUCAACCCACCCUGGUGUGGGGAGGAGUCUGACCAAAAAGCAGAAGAGCUUGCGUCUGCCCGGAACUGCUUGCCAAAUGCAGUGUGUGUGUACAUCYCCCCUGUCCCUUUGCAAACUGGAGGGGAUCAACCAGCUGCCUGGGCGUGAAAAUASCUGACAAACCCCCAUCUCCUUUGCCUUUUGGAUCUGUGUUUCGUUGCUUUCUUACAGCCUUUGACCCCCAUUAUGGCCUCUAAUCUAAAAGUCAUCUUCCUGUUUCCUUGGUUGCUUCAGUGUGGAGGGAGAAAUGUCGAUGUACAGCAGAAACCUCCAAUCAAAGUUGUCCUGCUCAAGGAAGGAAUAUCCAUCCCCUGUAAAGUCAUCUUCCCUUAUAUGCCAAAAUACACCAAAUUUUCAAUCUGCUAUUACUGGAUUAAUUCACUGGACCAGAAGACAUCUAUCUAUAAUAGGUCGGAAAAAGUAGUCAUUCCUUCUGGAGAAGAGAAUAAGACUGCUGCCUUAUAUUAUGAUCACAGAAUCAUGCUGCUUGAAAACACCUCUUCUACUGGCACGUACUACUGUGAGGUCAAAUGGAAUGAUAUCCAAAAAACGGGAAAGGGAGUGUUUGUCCUUGCUAGAGGUACAGGGUACAUAGAUACCUCUUACAGGUGGAAAAUCCUUGUUACCCUUACUGUUCUUCUUGCUGUAUUGAGCAUCACUGCAACAGCUCUGCUUCUGUGGAAAAGAAAGGUGUUGUGCCCUAGAAGGAACCAAAUAAAUAUCCUGAGACAGAAGGUGGAAACRCAGCUCCCUUCAGCCAGCCCACCACCACCACUUCCUGUCUAUGAUAGCCUGGAUGUGCAGCAAGUUGAUGUCUAUUCCAGCCUUGAGAACAACACAAACAACCUGUCACACAGCAAGAAUCCUCCUGGGAAGACACCUAAGAAGCAAGAAACGCUAGAAGAAUCCUCUGAUACAUUGUAUGAGAAUAUCUAACAGGGAAGAUAUCUGACCCUAUGUGGACAUCUUUCUGUAUGGCAGAGCUACUCUCUUACAUCCCAGAUGAGAUGCAGAUACAUGCAGAGAUCYACAGUGACUUCAGAGCACAACCAACGAGGGAAUUGUGAACCCCUGGCUCCUUCUAAACCGCCCUUCAUUAACAACAGAAUGUAUCUGUUAAAAUUCCUCGGGGCUCAGUCUGCAUUGAUGCAGCAAAGCUAUUUUGCAGCAAAGCUGUUUGAUGCAAAAGAAAAGCUGCUUUUGUCAAGCACUUAUCUUGGGAAUGGGCAAUCUGUGAAGGUUUCUCUCACCUGCCCCAGCUGAAAUACUUCACUCUGAUCCUCUGCAAGUGGUAGGACAAUCCAGAGUCUUCCCUGCUUGCUGGCUUGAUGRUCCAAUCCUGACCUGCAGCAGUCCAUCUGAUCCUGUGCUCAAAAUGGCCAUCAGGACUUCAUGCAUAGUUUAACCAGAUCCAGGCAUCCACCUGCCCAUUUUUCUUUUCUCAGGAACCCCACAGGAGACAUGCUUUCUCAUAAUCUGCUAAUCCCAUCAAGUAGUCACAGAUGCCUGCUGUGACCUUACAGUGCCUCCAAGUAAAUACUUCCCCUUCAGCAGUAUCAGCAGUGCGUGGUGAGGACAGAGAUAAAGGCGGAGAAAAAAAACACAGAGAAAAUAUCCCUUCCUGACAACGUCUCAGAGACAGUUGAUGCCUAUUCCAGGGAACAAAGAGGCUGGAACGUGAGGAAACUCCCUUGCUGGGGCUGCAUAAGCCAGGCAGGUCUGGGGCCAGGAUCCAGCUCACAGAAGUUCAAGCCAAGUUCCCAGGUUUCCUGUUCUUCUUGGCAAUGAGCAUUGUUAUCAGUUGGGAUUUUGAGCCUCUGUGGGAGCAGGCAUAGUACCUCUGCCCCACCAAAACCAAUAGGUUUGCCUUUGUUUCAGCUGGCCACUAUAAGAAGUAUAAAGCUCCUUUACCCGCUGCCCCCCCCCCCCCCCAUUAUUGGCCAGAGAGACCAGUUCUGAAACUUAAAACGACUGAAGGAAGGAGGAGGGAGGCCUUUAGAAGUUAAUUUUCUAUCCAAGUUCUCUCCCCUGUCAGCUGGAACUUGCCUACCAUUUGUGCUGAUGCAAAUUUUGGUUCUGGUAGGGAGGAAGUUACAAUAAAUAUCCAUAUAACAUGAUCAAACCAGUGGAUCAAAAAGCUGAGGCUGUUUUAUCUCAUAUUAGAAAACAACAAUGAAAUAACAACCAAACAAAACUAACCCAAAAUAAGAAUAUGCAGCAUAACUUGAGAAGAAUUGUAGUAACCUCUUUAAAGGAGAAGAUCAAAUUAAAAUUGAGCUYCAGGGUCAUAGGACCCUCUCUAGUUGAAGAUAAUGUUGCUAUGUAUCAGAGAUAGAGGCUAUGGAAAAUGUCUCCAGGGCCUCCAGCCUUCCUAUACUAUGGUCAAAGAGAUAAUCCGCUUAUUGCUUUGCUCUUUUUAUUAGAAGAGAUUUCAAACAUGCAAUUUGGACUUUCUUUAACCACGGAAAAAUGCUUUUUCUCUUCCCAGUGCUGAGGAAUUCAUUUCAGAAAGAGCAAUGAAUAGACAACAUGGCUUAUUAUACCAAUUUAUAAUUUGUUAAGUGAUCACAACAAUUAUAAAUAAAUAUUUUUGAAGUUAAAGGUUUUAGAUUUUACUAAUAUGACCAGGAAACAUUUGUGUUCACUGAAGAAUUUACAGAGGAUUGUACAGGUAUAACAAUUGCUUUCCUUAACAAAUUUGAAGAAAUGAUGAGAUGAAUUAUAAAUAUGUUGCAGUAUGUCAAUAAAAUAUUUAGCAGAUGCUGGUGGAUCAGAUGAAAAGUAAAAACUUUCAAAAUAAUGAUGCUUAGGUUUUGUGUUUUGUUUUUUAAAUUUUAUAAAUGCUAAAAAUACUGGGUGCUACUGGAAAUUUCCUUGCAGUGAAAGGAAAUGUCUUUGCAGUGAGUUGAAUUACCUUGUGCUUCUGUUUCCUUUUCAAGUAGCAUGUUUCUUAAAUUUAUUCCUGAACAAUUCUAUAGAUUAAAUAGCUGAAGCUAUGUAAAAUGAAACAUGAGAGAAAGAACAGUAUUUGGAAUGGAAAAUCUUAUUCUAGUACAGUCACUGCUARAGU
Messenger RNA from Malurus melanocephalus (red-backed fairy wren), 6331 nucleotides. It is a transcript of the gene NFAM1, whose product is annotated as NFAT activating protein with ITAM motif 1. The record is from RefSeq and is a predicted model, not a curated record. The transcript is spliced from 6 exons. Lineage: Eukaryota; Metazoa; Chordata; Aves; Passeriformes; Maluridae. Gene Ontology annotation, cellular component: membrane raft. Gene Ontology annotation, biological process: regulation of B cell differentiation; B cell receptor signaling pathway; positive regulation of cytokine production. Gene Ontology annotation, molecular function: transmembrane signaling receptor activity. Bases 3448 to 4197 code for a protein of 249 amino acids.